AUGGAUCGUUCCCAGACUCAUCGCCUCCCGACUCCUCCUGCUUCUGCAGCCUCUCCUGUACCGAGCACUGCUUCGAUCGGAACUCGAACAUCUACCUUACCGACCCCGCGUUUGCACCGUCUGCAGCCUGGAUCGCAGAAAGAGAUUGCCCUGAUUAACUACCUGGACGAUCGCAUUUUGAAGAUCACGAGGAGAUACGCCAAAAAGUUCAGUCAUGAGGGGCCCGAGAAAGAUGACACGCCAGGAUAUACCACCUAUGACCAGUUUGUGGUCGACGUUGAUCCUCUGGUAGACGUUGUUUGGAUAAGUGGCACGCCAACCAUCCAAAUCCCCUACCUCCUGUCUCUGGCUGGACUUGCUUGUUCCUAUCUCCAAGCUUUUCCCUUCUCUACAUCUGUGUUUGCUCUCACUAGCAAGAUUGAUCAGGGAUUUGCUACUCUGCUACAACCCCCGGAGAAUUGUCCCACGCCAGUUACCAUGCCUUACCACGUCUUCAUGACGGACAAAGUUCGCAUCAAGUCGCUAAUUGAGGAGACGCGCGUCGCCGCUGUGAAUGCAGCUUCCGGCAGUGGUCACGAUGCCAGGAUACAUGACCUUUCUGAGACGGAGACAGAGGAUGAUGAGAAGGACACAGAGGAUGACGAUGAGGGCGAGGAUCUACCGCAGAACAUGUCCAUAUCUCUUGGGCUGUCGCGGAUAUACAAAAGAACGUUGGAGAUCCUCGGUGACUCGCUGGUUGCUGAUGUCCCACCUCAAGCACAAGACAAUGAUUGA
Messenger RNA from Cladophialophora psammophila CBS 110553, 774 nucleotides. RefSeq lists its product as uncharacterized. The record is from RefSeq and is a predicted model, not a curated record. The transcript has a single exon. NCBI's taxonomy places the organism in Eukaryota, Fungi, Ascomycota, Eurotiomycetes, Chaetothyriales, Herpotrichiellaceae. Gene Ontology annotation, cellular component: transcription factor TFIIH holo complex. Bases 1 to 774 code for a protein of 257 amino acids.